Messenger RNA from Erigeron canadensis, 1537 nucleotides. Its product is annotated as serine/threonine-protein kinase UCN-like. The record is from RefSeq and is a predicted model, not a curated record. The transcript has a single exon. Lineage: Eukaryota; Viridiplantae; Streptophyta; Magnoliopsida; Asterales; Asteraceae. Gene Ontology annotation, biological process: protein phosphorylation. Gene Ontology annotation, cellular component: cytoplasm; plasma membrane; nucleus. Gene Ontology annotation, molecular function: ATP binding; protein serine/threonine kinase activity. Bases 57 to 1139 code for a protein of 360 amino acids.
UCAUUUGUAACAACCAAAUUAAAAUUAAGACCACCACACCCGUACAGCUCCAAAAUAUGCCAUCACCGCCUGACCUCCAUUUUCACAAUCUCCGACCCAUCAAACUCCUCGGAACCGGUGCGACCGGCACCGUGUUCCUCGUUCACGAUCCUAUUUCCGACCCUCACGCCUGCUCUCCAUUCGCUCUCAAAGUAGUCGAAAAAUCAUCACAUUCCACCCUGAAUCGCGCCAACUCAGAAAUUUCCAUCCUCAAUCACCUUUCUCACACCCCCAACCCAUUUCUACCUUACUUAAUCGGGUCAUUUGAAACCCAUGAAUUCAUUGCAUGGGCCGUUCCUUUUUGCCCGGGUCGUGAUCUUAACAUCCUCCGUCACCGUCAACCCGACAACGUUUUUUCGGUCAACACUAUCCGUUUCUACUUAGCUGAAAUUGUGUGCGCGUUACAACAUCUUCAUAGCUUGCAAAUCGUAUACCGUGAUUUAAAACCGGAAAAUAUUUUAAUUCAAGAAUCGGGUCACGUGACUCUCACGGACUUUGAUCUCUCCAAAACAUUACAACAGCAGCCUUGUAAUAAUAAUGUGAUGUCACGUGCUUCCGGGUUAAGAAAACAGAAAACCGCACGUGUGUUGCCCGUGACACGUGGCGAGAGAUCAAACUCGUUUGUUGGGACAGAAGAAUAUUUGUCGCCGGAAAUGGUGCGGGGCGAUGGUCAUGAAUUUGGUGUUGAUUGGUGGGCGUUGGGAAUACUUGCUUACGAAAUGUUGUAUGGAACGACGCCGUUUAAAGGGAAGAAUAGAAAGGAUACGUAUGGGAGGAUACUAACGAUGCAACCAAAGUUUAACGGCAAGUUAACGACGUUAACGGAUUUGAUAAGUAAAUUGUUAGAGAAAGAGCCCACGCGCCGUCUUGGGUAUAGGACGGGCGCGUGUGAAAUUAAAGAGCAUCCGUUUUUCUAUGGUUUGAGGUGGGAUAUGUUAACGGAAGUUGUACGGCCUCCGUUUAUUCCAUCAAAGGAUAACGUUGAGCUAACGGGGAAUGAUGUUGGCGUUAGUAUAAAGGAGUUUUUUCGGAAGGUGAAGGAGCCCCCGGCGUUGGCGUUAGAUUCUUUGUCGUGCAACGUUUCAUUAACGGAGUUUUGACGAACGCACGUGUGGAUGUUGAUAUUAUUGAUCCAGCUGUAUAUAUACAUAAUAUAUACUCGUAACAAAUAAUUGUACGUAUAGGAUUUAUAUAUGCAAUUUAAUGUUGGAAGAGAAGAAAAGAAGUAGGAUACGCAUACGCUCGUGAGGUGGCGCGUGAAUAAAGGGAGGUUGAAAUGAGUCUAAAAAGUAAAAAGAGAGGGUAAAGUUUAGGAUAACUUUGUUUGUUAGUAAUUAAAAGGCUUCAAACGAGGUAAAAUAGUGUCCUUUUUACAUGUUAAUCAAUGAGUUGUUUAACUUUUUCAUUACUUUGUCGACUAUGAUUUGAUAUUUGAUGUAAAUAAUAUUGAGGAAAAACUGGUAAAGAUGAAUGUUGAUUUGCUUUUUGUUUUUGUAAA